Molecule: messenger RNA, 1559 nt
Organism: Meira miltonrushii
Lineage: Eukaryota; Fungi; Basidiomycota; Exobasidiomycetes; Exobasidiales; Brachybasidiaceae
Exons: 2
Coding region: 1-1536 (511 amino acids)
Biological process (GO): dolichol-linked oligosaccharide biosynthetic process; protein N-linked glycosylation
Cellular component (GO): endoplasmic reticulum
Molecular function (GO): dolichyl pyrophosphate Glc2Man9GlcNAc2 alpha-1,2-glucosyltransferase activity
Source: RefSeq, a predicted model, not a curated record
AUGCUGAAUAGGAGCACGUUAUGGUCAUCUACGAUCGCAUUGACAUAUAUAGCUAUUGCAGCUAUAGCUUCUCAAUUAGUCAAUGAUAUUGUACCUCAGCCUUAUCUAGACGAAAUCUUUCAUAUUCCACAAGCACAACAAUAUUGUAAAGGUGAAUUUGCAAAGUAUGAUCCUAAAUUGACAACACCUCCGGGUUUAUACAUCGUCUCCCUCAUUCAAGGUCAAAUUGGCAGCUUGCUUGCUCUCGGGACUGGAACAUUGAAUUCAAAGACAUGUCAAAGCGUCUCGCAACUUCGUCAAACUUCAUUGUUUGCCUUGUUUUUAUUACCCUACAUCUUGGCAUCGUACUGUCUUGCAACUCCUGCCAAUGUGACAAUAACCCAAGACAGGAAUGUGAAAGUUGGAUGGCAAAGGACAAGUGUACCAAUCAGUCCAAUGGAAGCAAUCACACCCAAUGUUCAUACGAUAUCUUUCUUGCCUCCUAUGUGGUUCUUUGGAUUGCUAUAUUAUACAGACGUUCCAAGUACUUUAUUCGUUAUGGCUAUGUUGGCUGCCAGUAAGCGUAAUGAGAAUCUUUUGGCUGCUCUUUUGGGAGCGAUAUCUCUCACUCUACGACAGACGAACAUCGUUUGGAUAUUGUUUGCUAUGGGAACGUCGGCAUUGAGUAAUCUUUCGACCAUUGGACUGGAUACUCGACCUCUUUCUCAAACAAGUGUCAUUGAGCAACUCAGAAGCAUCACAUCUUUACCUGCUCUCACCGCAAUUCGCAUUCUAUCUCAAACUGCGAUGCCGUAUAUACCCGUCUUUGGAGCAAGUGCAGCUUUUAUCCUGUACAACGGAUCUAUUGUCUUGGGAGACAAGGAGCACCAUCAAGUCUCCACGCAUUGGGUACAACCAUUCUAUUUCGCUGCUUUUGCGAGCUUUUUUGCUUGGCCUACAUUACUCAUUUCUCUCAAUAGAGCGAGGAGGGGAUUUCAUCUGAGUACACUUCGCAUAUUAGGCGAGAUUGUCAGCCUUGCGUUGAUCUUUUCGAUCGCUUUGGCAGCAGUACAAUACGGCACUGUGGAGCAUCCUUUCAUUUUGGCGGACAAUCGUCAUUAUGCUUUCUACUUUUGGCGAAAGAUCAUCAAGAGGACUGAUUGGGCAAGAUAUGCAUUAGCAAUACCAUAUACCAUCUCAAUCAGAGCAUGGUGGAUAGCACUUUCUCAGCAUUUCUCUUUCUUCUGGCUGGUCGGAUUUUGCAUGUGUUUAUCGGCUGCUGUUAUCCCUUCCCCUUUGAUUGAGCCGCGGUACUUCAUGAUUCCAUUCAUUAUCGCUCGACUUGGAUUGAUGCAAAGCACAAAACCUUCUGAGCCGACUGUGGGAGGAAGUCGGCAAUCUCUCGUAAAGCUCAACGACAUCAGCAAACCAUUCUUCAACGCAUGUCUCGUAGAAAUGAUCUGGUUUGCUUUAAUCAAUGGAUCUACACUAUACCUAUUCCUAUACAAGCCAUUCCGCUGGCCAGAUUCUAUAGAUUGGCAAAGAUUCAUGUGGUGACAAAUGUGCACUAGAAUUGAUUG